AUGCCCGAAUCCACACUGGCGAUGGCCAACAAAGUGGACAUGUCUUUGGAUGACAUCAUCAAGCUGAACCGGAGGCAGCAAGGAGGUCCCUGGUGGGGCCGGGGUCGCAGAGGGGCCGGCUACCAGAACUUCCGUGGCUUCAAAGCAGGCGGCGGUGGUGAGCCUAGGAGGAAGCAGCCUGCCAUGGCCCUGCGCGGCAGGAACCGGGUGGCACCAUACAGCCACCAGAAGCAAAGUCGUCGGGACAAGUGGCAGCAGGACCUAGUCCACAGGGCCUUCGUGGGUGGAGCCAGCGUGGACAGCGGUGGGAAGCUGCUUGUGUCCAACCUGGACUUUGCAGUGUCCGAUGCUGAUAUACAGGAAGUCUUUGCUUCAUCCGGAACCUUGAAGAAAGCCACCGUGCACUAUGAUCGCUCUGGACAAAGUUUGGGGACAGCAGAGGUGCACUUUGAACGGGAAGCAGAUGCCCUGAAGGCUAUGCAAGAGUACAAUGGUGUGCCUUUGGAUGGCCGCCGCAUGAAGAUCCAGCUCGUCACAUCCCAGAUCCUUAUGCAACCAAGACCUGCACAAAGCAUCAACAGAGGAGGCAUGACAAGAAACCCUGGCUCGGGAGGUUCGCGUGCCGGAGUCACCAGGAGAGGGACAAGUGGAGGCUACCAGGGACGAGCUAGAGGGGCCAGCAGCAACUCGAAGCAGCAGCUUACUGCAGAGGGGUUGGACGCACAGUUGGAUAUAGUGUCAGGGUUCCCUUGCUUCCUCUACCAUCUAUUGUUCAACCUGUGCGAACUGUACGGUCCUUAUCCCGGGAAGAUGUCCGGAGACACGAGAGUAGGAGAAAAAGAGAAGCAAGGGCGCUGGUUUCCCCUCCUCUACAGCUGCUCCAGCAACAUCUACAGUUCCAGUAUCCCUGGGCCCCUCCUGAACAGCCCCAGUGAGAAGGUACAUCCUCUCGGAGAUCCUGACUCUUAG
Apodemus sylvaticus (European woodmouse) is the source of this 969-nucleotide messenger RNA. RefSeq names its product THO complex subunit 4-like. Lineage: Eukaryota; Metazoa; Chordata; Mammalia; Rodentia; Muridae. The coding region runs from base 1 to 969 and encodes 322 amino acids. The transcript is spliced from 2 exons. Gene Ontology annotation, biological process: mRNA export from nucleus. Gene Ontology annotation, molecular function: mRNA binding. The record is from RefSeq and is a predicted model, not a curated record. Gene Ontology annotation, cellular component: nucleus.